This is a messenger RNA of Tupaia belangeri chinensis (Chinese tree shrew), 3324 nucleotides long. Its product is annotated as guanylate cyclase 2G. Gene Ontology annotation, molecular function: guanylate cyclase activity; adenylate cyclase activity; ATP binding. Lineage: Eukaryota; Metazoa; Chordata; Mammalia; Scandentia; Tupaiidae. Gene Ontology annotation, biological process: intracellular signal transduction; cGMP biosynthetic process; protein phosphorylation. The transcript is spliced from 21 exons. Gene Ontology annotation, cellular component: plasma membrane. The record is from RefSeq and is a predicted model, not a curated record. The coding region runs from base 1 to 3324 and encodes 1107 amino acids.
AUGUCAUUAAUGGCUUCCAGGAUAGAUCUUGAGGCCUCAUUCAAAUUGGGUCUCUGUUUGGGGGUUCAAUGUCAUGCUGAUUACCCAUUGCUAGUUCUAAUGCUCUUUGCUGGUGUGUUGGUGACUGGGCUUGAGGCUGCUAAACUCACUGUGGGCUUCCAGGCUCCCUGGAAUAUCUCUCAUCCAUUUAGUUUUCAAAGGCUAGGUGCAGGCCUCCAGAUUGCCAUAGACAAGGUCAACUCGGAGCCAGAGGACCUUGGAAACUUCAGCUUGGAGUUCACGUAUACCAACUCAACCUGCAGUGCCAAGGAAUCCCUUGCUAUUUUCAUCAACCAGGUGCAGAGAGAACACAUUUCUGCCCUGUUUGGACCAGCAUGCCCAGAAGCAGCAGAGAUUAUUGGUUUGCUGGCCUCUCAGUGGAACAUCCCCAUGUUUGAUUUUGUUGGACAAAGGGAAAAACUGGGGAAUAACUUCUUAUAUGACACGUGUGUGAGACUUGUGCCAUCCAAGCAGGAAAUUGGAGAGGUACUCCAGAAAAGUCUUCAGUAUCUGGACUGGAAACAUGUUGGGAUGUUUGGAGGCUCCUCCGGGGCUUCCUCUUGGGACACUGUGGAUGAGUUGUGGAGGGCUGUAGAAAAUGAACUCAAAUCCCAUGUCACCAUCACUGCCAGCAUGAGAUACACCAACAAUAAUCCAGUUCUCCUUCGAGAAAAUCUUAGAAGUGUGUCAUCAAUUGCCAGGGUUAUCAUCUUAAUCUGUAGCUCAGAGGAUGCAAAAAUCAUUCUGUUGGCUGCAGAGAACCUGGGACUCAACACUGGAGAAUUUGUCUUCAUCAUUUUGCAACAAUUGGAGGACAGUUUUUGGAAGGAAGUAUUGACAAAUCAGAAGGUGGCAUCCUUCUCAAAAGUCUAUGAGUCAGUGUUUCUCAUCGCCCUCAGCUCCUACAGAGAAGGACCCAGACAUGAAGGCUUCCAGAAACAAGUCUACCAAAGGCUGAGGAGGCCACCAUUCCACAGCCCUAUCUCUUCAGAGGAGCAGGUGAGCCCUUACUCUGCCUACCUCCAUGAUGCAGCCCUGCUUUACGCGAGGACUGUGAAGGAGAUGAUAAAAGCUGGAAGAGAUUUUCGGGAUGGGCAGCUACUGGUCAGUGCACUGAAAGGUCCCAAUCAGACCACAAUGCAGGGAAUCACUGGGCCUGUGUUCAUGGACUCCCAGGGAGAAAGGCACAUGAAUUACUCCAUCUAUGCCUUGCAGAAAUCUGGAAAUCGGUCCCUUUUUCUUCCAUUUCUUCAUUAUGACAGCUGUCAGAAAGUAAUCAGACCCACAGAGCAUUUCUCCACUUUUACUUGGCUCCAUGGCUUUCUUCCUGAAGACAGAUCUGGCUGUGGAUUUGAUAAUGAACUCUGUGAAACUGGGCCUGCUUUUACAGGUAACAACGCCUUGUCUCUGCUCCUAGGUGUGACUGCUUUGAUUCUCACGAUGACACUCCUGGUUUCUGUCCUGGGAGCUGGCAUCAUAGGUCUGAUUUUAAGGAUGCAGAGGGCAAAACUGCAGAGGCAAGAUAAAGACACCUGGUGGCAAAUCAAUUAUGACAACAUCACUGUUCUGCCCCCAAACAAGCCAUCCCAGAGAGGCACUCCUGUGUCAAGAGGCAACAGCAGCAAUGCGUCUAGUGUGAUUUCUGCAGACCUCAGCUCCUUUGCCAAGAGCCAGCAGUGGGAGGAGCUCUUUCACGUCCCAGUAGGGCUUUACCAGGGAAACCAUGUGGCCAUCCGUUAUGUUGGAGACCAAGCAGAAGCCUGGGUUAGGAGGCCCACUGUGCUGCAGGAAAUCCGGCUGAUGUGUGAAUUACGGCAUGAAAACGUUGUUCCCUUCUUUGGCAUUUGCCCAGAACCACCUAACAUCUGCAUUGUCACCCAGUAUUGCAAAAAAGGAAGCCUUAAGGACAUCUUGAGAAACUCAGAGCAUGAAAUAGAUUGGAUAUUCAAACUCUCAUUUGCAUAUGACAUUGUCAAUGGCAUGCUGUUUCUGCACAGGAGCCCUCUGGGCUCUCAUGGCAACCUGAAGCCUUCCAACUGUCUGGUGGAUGGUCGGAUGCAAGUGAAGCUGUCGGGAUUUGGGCUGUGGGAACUCAAGUAUGGCCAGACGUACAGAACAUACAAUGAGAAAAUGACCAACCACGCAGAGCUUUAUUGGACGGCUCCAGAAUUGUUGCGGCUUCCGGAGGUGCCCUGGUCUGGCACCCCAAAGGGAGAUGUGUACAGCUUUGCCAUUCUGAUGAGGCAGCUUAUCUGCCACCAGGACCAUGGGCCCUUUGAUGACCUCCAUGAAGCACCAGAUGAAAUCAUCAACCGAAUCAAAGACCCUACGGCAUCAGUUCCACUGAGACCUUCCUUGUCUGAGGACAAAGGCUAUGAAAAAAUUGUAGUCAUGGUGAGGAUUUGCUGGGACGAAUCUCCAGAGAAAAGGCCUACGUUUUCUUCCAUCAAGAAAAUUUUACGAGAAGCCAGUCCCAAAGGCCAUGUGAGUGUCUUAGACAAUAUGAUGAGCAAGCUGGAAGUGUAUGCCAAUCACCUGGAGGAAGUGGUGGAAGAGAGGACCAACCAACUGAUGGCAGAGAAAAGGAAGGUGGAGAAGCUUCUGUCCACGAUGUUGCCCAGCUUCAUUGGGGAACAACUCAUAGCUGGAAGGUCCGUGGAACCAGAACAUUUUGAAUCUGUGACAAUCUUUUUCUCUGACAUUGUUGGAUUCACAAAACUGUGUUCUCUCAGCUCCCCCUUGCAAGUCGUAAAGCUCCUCAAUGACCUAUACAGUCUAUUCGAUCACAUCAUUAAAACUUACGACGUGUACAAGGUUGAAACAAUUGGUGAUGCAUACAUGGUGGCUAGUGGGCUUCCCAUCCGUAAUGGAACUCAACAUGUAGACCAGAUUGCCACCAUGUCCCUUCACUUACUCAGUACCACCGUGCACUUCCAAAUUGGGCACAUGCCUGAGGAGAAGCUUAAGCUCCGGAUUGGUCUCCACACAGGUCCUGUGGUGGCUGGUGUGGUGGGAACCACCAUGCCCAGAUACUGCCUGUUUGGAGACACUGUAAACAUGGCGUCUAGAAUGGAAAGCAGCAGUUUCCCUCUCCGGAUUCACGUCUCUCAGAGCACUGCAGGUGCCCUGCUGGCUUUGGGAGGAUACUAUUUGCGGAAGAGAGGCGUCAUCUCAGUCAAGGGCAAGGGAGAACAAACAACUUUUUGGUUGAAAGGCAAAGAGGGCUUCACUAUUCCACUACCUGAACUCACUGAGGAUGAAGAUAAAGACACAGAAAUAUUAUGA